AUGACGCGCAUCAUCCGAGUUGCUAUCUUGGAGACCGACACCCCCAUCGACCCCGUCCUUGAACGCUAUGGAACCUACGGCGUGAUAUUCAACCGUUGGUUGAAUACAGGGCUUCAAAGCCUUGGAGCUACUGAUACCGAGAUUCAAACAACGAAUUGGGAUGUGGUGAAUAAAUCCGAAUAUCCUAAGCCAGAGGACUUCGACGCCCUCUUGUUGACAGGCAGCAAACACGAUGCGCAUGCAGACGUACCAUGGAUCAAUGAGUUGGUGAAAUAUGUCCACGACAUCUACGAGCAGCACAAGAAGCCCAUUAUCGGCAUAUGCUUCGGACACCAGAUUGUUGCGCGUGCCCUCGGAGCACGCGUGGCCCGGAACGAGGAGGGAUGGGAGAUCUCAGCCGAACCAUUUCCAUUGAGUGAUAGUGGGAAGCAGCUGUUCUCGAAGGAAUCAUUGGUUAUACAUCAGAUGCACCGGGAUAAUGUGUUCGAGGUGCCCCAAGGAUGCAUCAACCUUGGAUCUAGCCCUCGAUGCGAGGUGCAAGGAUUCUAUCUGCCACAGCGUGUUUUGGCUUUACAAGGACAUCCGGAGUACGAUGAGUUUGUGAUGACGGAGUUGAUCAAGCUUCGACAUGCGAUGGGACGUUUCGAUGCCGAGCUCGCUAAAGAUGGACUAUCAAGAGCCGGGAAACAACAUGAUGGUGAGCUCAUUGCCAAGAUGGCCAACCAAAUUCGCACACUCUCCCCCUCCACAAACAAAGUCAUUUUUGAGCACCCGGGGACUUCCCUCGACGAAGCUCGAGCUAUCGCACAAGCCUCAGAGAAUGCCUUCCAGUCCUACAAACAGCUCUCCCUUGCUGAGCGGAAGGCGAUCAUUGUCAAGGCAUUAAACAUAGUCGAUGCAAAUAAAGAAACUCUUGCCAAUGAGCUCACGGCUCAAAUGGGCCGCCCUAUCGCCUACUGCACAAAGGAAAUUGACACCAUGCGCAAGCGCGCAGACUACCUCCUCAGUAUUGCAGAUGACAGCCUAAAGAAUCUUCCUGGACAGGCAGAGAGCGGCUUCAGACGGUUCCUGAAGAAGGAACCACUUGGCGUCACUUUGAUUUCGACUGCGUGGAAUUAUCCGUAUCUAAUUACAGUUAACACUCUUCUUCCGGCCCUCCUCGCUGGAAACACCGUUCUUCUUCGCCCAUCUCCCCAAACUCCCCUGCUCGGCGAGCGCCUCGUGUCGUAUUUCCAAGAAGCUGGACUGCCCACUAAUGUCCUCCAACUCCUCCAUGUCGGCUCACUCGACGUUCUUGACGAAAUUGUCAAGCUUCCACAGAUCAAGCUCGUCUCAUUUACCGGCUCUACGGCCGGUGGUAUCCGCCUGCGCGAAGCAACCGCCCGCCGCGUCGUUCCUGUGAAUCUCGAACUAGGAGGCAAUGACCCAGCCUACGUCAGACCAGACGCAGAUAUAGCCUACGUCGCCGCUCAGGUAGUCGACGGGGCCGUCUUCAACUCAGGACAGAGUUGUUGCUCAAUUGAACGAGUUUAUGUUCAUGCCGAUGUCUACGAGAACUUUAUUACCGAAGUACAGAAGGAAUUGAGCACGUACAAGCUCGGCGACCCAACCGAUAAAACUACCACAACUGGCCCAGUGAUCUCCAAGCAGUCUCUCAAGAACAUUCAGGCCCACAUCGACGAUGCACUAUCCAAAGGUGCUAUUGACGCCACACCUGCGAAUGCCACAUUUACCUCCGUGCCCGCUGAAGGGAACUACAUUGCUCCUAAGCUCCUUACUAAUGUCACGCAUGACAUGGUCACCAUGCGUGAAGAGACCUUCGGUCCUGUUAUCCCUGUCAUGAAAGUUUCUUCUGAUGAAGAGGCCAUUGCGCUUAUGAACGAUAGUGACUAUGGCCUUACGGCUAGUGUUUGGACAAAGGAUAUUAAGGCGGGAGAGGCUUUAAUUGAGAAGAUUGAUGCGGGUACUGUGUACAUCAAUCGGUGUGAUUACCCGAGUCCGGACCUGGCCUGGAUUGGAUGGAAGAACUCCGGCCUUGGAUGCACGUUAGGACCGCAUGCAUUUGACGGGUUCUAUAAGUUGAAGAGCUUCCAUAUUAAGGAGGAGCAGGUUUAG
Molecule: messenger RNA, 2115 nt
Organism: Aspergillus caelatus
Lineage: Eukaryota; Fungi; Ascomycota; Eurotiomycetes; Eurotiales; Aspergillaceae
Product: Aldehyde/histidinol dehydrogenase
Exons: 7
Coding region: 1-2115 (704 amino acids)
Molecular function (GO): aldehyde dehydrogenase (NAD+) activity
Source: RefSeq, a predicted model, not a curated record